Molecule: messenger RNA, 1864 nt
Organism: Xiphophorus maculatus (southern platyfish)
Lineage: Eukaryota; Metazoa; Chordata; Actinopteri; Cyprinodontiformes; Poeciliidae
Product: homeobox protein unc-4 homolog
Exons: 3
Coding region: 288-1796 (502 amino acids)
Biological process (GO): regulation of DNA-templated transcription
Molecular function (GO): DNA-binding transcription factor activity, RNA polymerase II-specific; sequence-specific double-stranded DNA binding
Source: RefSeq, a predicted model, not a curated record
GGUCCCGGGAGCAGAUGGAGGAGUCCUAAUGAGCUGGCUGCUACACAGAGAGACCGGGGUUACCGUCUGGGCUGGACCGUCAGAGAAGCAGCGAUAUCAGCCUCCUCAGCCUCGCCGCUCACCGCUCGGUGGCCGAGGCUCCGCGCGUGUCCGCUCCCGUUCCCCUCAUCUCCUUCUCCUUCCUCCUCUGCCUCCUGACUGUUUUUCCCCCCCCCCAUCUAUUCUGACUGCAUGUUCAGCCACACCGCCUCCCUCUGCGUCUUCACUUCGGCCGAGCUCCGCCGAACAUGGACAGCCGGGUUCUCGAGCAUCCUCACGCCCAGUUCGGCGGCUCCUUGGGCGGCCUGGUGGGUUUCCCCUACUCGCUCGGUUCCCACCAUCACCACCACCACCACCAGCACGUUUACGAGCUCGCGAGCGGACACCAGCUGCAGUCCGCGGCCGCCGUACCCUUCUCUAUAGACGGAUUAUUAAACGGCUCGUGCUCGGCCUCUGUGGUCUCCUCCAGCCCUUUACUCUCAUCCGACAGCCAGCAGUUCAAACUAUCAGAUUCCGGAGACCCGGAUAAGGACAGUCCCGGCUGCAAAAGGAGGAGAACCAGGACGAAUUUCACCGGCUGGCAGCUGGAGGAGCUGGAGAAGGCUUUCAACGAGAGUCACUAUCCGGACGUGUUCAUGCGGGAGGCGCUCGCGCUCAGGCUCGACCUCGUGGAGUCCAGAGUUCAGGUGUGGUUUCAAAACAGACGAGCUAAAUGGAGGAAGAAGGAGAACACGAAGAAGGGCCCCGGGCGGCCCGCUCACAACUCCCACCCGACCACCUGCAGCGGCGAGCCCAUGGACCCCGAGGAGAUCGCGCGGCGGGAGCGCGAGCGGGCCGAGAAGAAGAAACGCAAACAUGAGAGGAAGCUGCUCAAGUCACAGAACAAGCUCCUGGCGGGCGACAGCUUCCACACGCCGGGCGGCUCCGAAAGCGACAGCGGGGUGUCGCAGUUCACCGACAGCGAGCAGCAGCCGCCGCCGCCCUCCAUCCACGUGGAGCUGCCGGCGUCGAGGGGCGAAUCCAGCUGCGACCAAACGCGACACGACUUCGGUCCGCCGCAAAACCAGCCAAACCAAAGAACCGUGGGGGAACCGGAGCAGGUCUCUCCGGGCAGCACGCACAGCCCUGGCCCUGGGGGUCAGAGGUCGCCCGGCAUGCAGAAGCGGAACCCAUUCAGCGUGGAGAGCCUCCUCUCCGACACCAUGCCACGGCGAAAAUCCCAACUGGACUUUUCCCCGCUUCCCAAUCAAAGAACGCUGGUGGGCAAGGGGCACUUCCUGCUUUACCCCAUCACCCAUCAGCCUUUGGGGUUCUUAGUGCCCCAAGCCGCCCUGAAGGCAGCUCCGUGUCAGGAGAACUCCGACAGACUCGCCCAGGGACAGAGGCGCUCGCCGAGCGAAGGGAGCCCGGCUCCCUCCGACCUCUCCGCCUUUGGCAGCACCACUGAUCGUUUGAACUCGGCCCGUACGGAGCACACACUCCACAAUCACCUCGGUGUUACAGCAGAGGCGGGCGACGCCAGGGUCCGCGUCGGCAGCUGCAAAAACGCGGCCUUCCCCGUUCCUCCACCGUCCGACGGCGUGGAUCAGGCGGUUCUGGUCGGCGAGGACGGGGGGCCGACGUCUCGAACGGAGGUCGAGCAGAGUUCAAAGGAAAGGAGUGCAAGAGAGGAGCCGGGGUCUCCAGGCCUCGCCGAGGCGAACACAGACUGUGGAGAAACACCAGGAACAGAUGGAGAGGAUGUCGAUAUGGACUAACACUUUCUAGGAGCAAACACAAACAAAGGACCAGGGAAAGAAAAAAAACAAAAACGCUCCAACCAGUU